AUGGCCGUCGAUGAUAAGCCGACUGUGCUAAACAUUUCCCAACACGCCUCUUUUAUCGAUAGCUAUUUUGAUGAUUCAAACGACUUUUUGAGGGUUGUAGAAAAAAUUUCCAUGUCCCACAUAAGGAUGAAUGUGCUCUAUUGGGCCACUGGGACGCUCUCGUUAAUUGCUCGCGACAAGCUCGCCGCUCGGAAAAAUGAUGUCUACUCGUACGUUGUUUCGUGUUGGCAGCCUGAAAUAGGUGGGUUUUCUCAUGUUCCAAAUGGCGAGGUUUCUUUGUUAGCCACCCUGUCAGCUAUACUUGUCUCUAUCAUUAUUGAACGCUUUGAGGGCAUCUUUUCUGAUCAAAUUAGCAAGGCUUCCGACGGAUCUUGGGUUGGGGACUGUUUUGGCGAAAGGGAUACCAGAUUUACUUAUGCUGCAUUUUCCAUCCUAUCUCUAUUGGGCUAUGAUUGCGUGAAUGACACAGAACGGCUCAAAUUAUCUGUUUCGUUCGUCGAAAAGUGCCGAAAUAAUGACAUUGACGGUGGCUUUGGAGCUGUCCCAAAUGCCGAAUCCCAUUCGGGGCAAGUCUUUUGCUGCAUUUCUAGCCUUUCCAUUGCGCAUCGAUAUUUUGGGAUUUCCCAACCAAGAGAUGAUUUAUUGCUUAGACAAUGGCUCGCCUUUCGGCAAGACGUCAAAACGGGAGGUUUUAAUGGGCGGCCGCAAAAGCUAGUUGAUGUAUGUUACUCGUGGUGGGUUAUUUCUUCGUUGGCUCAGCUAAAUUCGCUUCAAUGGAUAGACAAGGCGGCAUGCAUAUCUUUCAUCAUGUCUUGUCAGGAUUUGGACAAAGGAGGAUUUGCAGAUAGACCAGAGGAUGCACCUGACGUUUACCACACCUUUUUUGCUAUUUGUGGGCUAUCCCUUUUGGGCGAUUCAUCGAUAAGGUGCAAAAUAAACCCCGUAUAUUGUCUUCCUGACGAUCUCCUCCAACGGCACUUUUUGCACCUUAAAAGCCAAUAA
Molecule: messenger RNA, 1002 nt
Organism: Mitosporidium daphniae
Lineage: Eukaryota; Fungi; Microsporidia
Product: Rab geranylgeranyltransferase
Exons: 6
Coding region: 1-1002 (333 amino acids)
Biological process (GO): protein geranylgeranylation
Cellular component (GO): Rab-protein geranylgeranyltransferase complex
Molecular function (GO): Rab geranylgeranyltransferase activity
Source: RefSeq, a predicted model, not a curated record